Molecule: messenger RNA, 624 nt
Organism: Parnassius mnemosyne (clouded apollo)
Lineage: Eukaryota; Metazoa; Arthropoda; Insecta; Lepidoptera; Papilionidae
Source: the annotation of a GenBank genome assembly
AUGCGUAAACUCUUAUUAUUGGGCUUUUUACUCUACAACGUUAUCGCUCUCGCUUCGAGAUCCAACAAUUAUGACUACGAGGAUGUCGAAAAUAAUAAAAGGCAUACUAUUGGUGAAGAUAGAAGAAAUUGGCGAAAGAAAGCAUUAUUAAAACCUUUAGAAUCCGACCAUAAAGAUUGGGACGACAGACGCAGAUUUGAACAAGAUAAUCUUAGAUACUCGGACGAUGCAGACAAAGGUUAUGGAGGUAUGGACAGGCAAAGAGAGAUGGAUGGAUUUAGAGGUCAAAGGCGCUACGACGAAAUGGAUAAAAUGAUAUCUGGAAUUAACAAUGACUUAGCACGGCCAUCGUCUUUCUUAGAAAAGGAUAUUGAUAAAAAGCCUGUGUCAAUAUCAAUGAAUUGUGAUAGGCAACAUGAGAGGUAUGAGCCUUGCUUUGCUGGAUGCGCGUCUGUUACUUGCGACAAUCCCCGUGACCGCCUACGACCCUGUUACCCGUUUUGUGAACCAGGUUGCGUGUGUGUGCAUCCCUAUGUUCGUGAUGAUCGCACACACAAAUGUGUUUUACCAGAAGAAUGCACGAAAGGCCUCAAAGGAAUUCCGGACUUGGGAGAUGAUAUUUAA